GCCCGUCCACACCGCGUCUGAGAGAGAACCCCGCGCCAGGCUCGCGGCGGCCCGUACCGCACGACAGAGCUCACCCAGCUGGUCCAGUACGGCCAACGUGUCCAAACGAGCUCUAGUUUUCGAACAAUUUGUGUCGUUUUCGCCCCCAACCGUCCUGUGCGCGUCAAGAAAAAAUCCCCGUCAAGAAAAAAGUCUUCGGACUGCCAGAAAAGUUUUCCAGGGCGCACGCCUCCUGGAUAAUGACAGUGUCGCCCUGGAGUGGACAUCCUAGUGUUAAGUCCAUGUAACCGUCAUUACUAGUGAAGUAACUUCAGUGAGUGCUGUGAAGGCCAGAAGGCGCCAGAAGGGGGACCCUCGUCCCGUGGCAAGUUGGACGCCAAGCACCCUGUGCCCAGUGUCAAAGUGCCAAACAUGUCGAGUGUCAGCCGGUCUGGCUCGCCCACCCCCAGCAUGGACAGCGACGUCAGAGUUCCUAUGGAGCACGCCGAGGACGCCCUAGGGCUGCCCCUCCCGCUCCCCCUGCCGCUGACGCUGCCCGGCCUGCAAGGCGGCCUGCAAGGCGCCCCCGGCGGCUGGCACAUCCCCAGGCCUUCCCUCAGCGGCGGCUCCGGCUCCGGAGUGUCGGCCAGCGGCUCCAGUGGCUGCAGCGGUAGCGGCGGCGGCAGCGGCAAGGGGUGCAAGGGGUGCCACGGCAGGCACUCCACGUCCUCCCAGGGAUCCAGCCACGGGUCCAGCUCCGCCAGCACCACCAGCAGCAGCAACAACAGCACGCAGAGUGGAUCAUCAGGAGCUUUGCUCCUAACAGCUGCUAACCUUGCAGCACUACGCCUUGAAUCAAUGCACCCCAACGACAAACUUGGAAAGCCUUUAGACACAAUGUCUGUGGCCUCGUCAACCCAUUUCACAGUGGUCAACGGAAUUACAAGACGUACGGAAAAGCCCUUGCCCAAGUGCUGCUGCAGGUCUCACCGCCUUACUGCACUUGUACUCUCUAUGUCAUGUAUCAUCUCCCUUGGAAUCUUUGGAGCAGUGUUUUACAUGGAAAUGCGAGCAAGAAGUCUUCAAGUAAUGUAGAAACUUUCUGCUGCAAAGAGAAACAUCAGCUCAAAUCCCAGUGUUUAACUUGCAUCAAAAAUUAAUUGCUAGGCAAAGGGUAAACCCUUCAACUCAUCUUCAAAUUGUGAUCAAGACAUGACAUCUACAUCACUAGUAUUAUGAAACAUACUCCUUCCUUAAAUACUCAAAGAACAUAUUCUAAGUUAUAUAUUAUGUUAUUUAUUGUCACUGAAAAAAGCUGAGCUGAAUGUAGAAAACUUCAGCUUCAACUCUGUAUAGUAUAUUACUGAUUAGAUUAAGUAUAUUCCUGAAAUUUGAUAUGAAACGCACAGUUUCUAAUUCUCCUUGCAUCUUACCUUUGCAAAAUUGUCAGUUCUAACUUUGCAAGGGUAAGCUGAAGAGAGAAUGAAGAGAAAGAAAAAAUAUAAAAAUGAUACAAAGGCAAUAAAAAUAAUAAUUGUUUGUGUCAUCCCAGUGAUACUGGUCCAAAAUUUAGAAAGAAAAAAAUUGCAGUAUGCACCAAUAGAGCAAGACUAGAUAAAGUCCUUUGAUGAUAGAAGACCGCUAACUAGUGAAGGUAUUACCCAGACUAAACUUGCAAAACUUAAUGAACAUGUCAAACAUAAUUCAAACUUUUUGACCACAAUUUUUUUUUUGGCUCAAUUUCUUAAUUUCUGCUAUGCACUACAUAUCAAAUGAAUCCAAGGAAGUGAUGAUAAAUAAUAGAGUUUCGGAGGUUUUUUUUUCUUCAACUGUGAUAUGGAGGGAAGGAGGCUCUACUAACUGCUGUGCUGGAUCAAGUGAAAAUUCAGAAUAUUGUGAUAUAACCUUCAGAAACAAGUACACGAUAGAGAAAACAGUGUGACAACUAUUCAGAAAAUGUUUGUACCUGUGUGUGUAAAUUCAAUCUAAGAUGAUGAUUUACUGAGCCCCUUUGUCUCCUGAUACCAGCCAUUUAAUUUGCUAGUGUGUGUUUUUAAGUAAUGUGUGUGAGCUAUUCAGACAUGUGAGAUUAAGGUCAAUAUUUAACAAAAGUAAUUAAAUUUUAAGAAAGGACUAUGAUCCAUCCACUUCUGCUUCAAGAAAAAACAAUAAGGAAAGAGGAGAAAGGCUGGAAAGGUUUCCAGACAUUGAAUUAGGAAUUUUUUUUUAGCAGCAUGCCAUAAUAUGAGAAUUGGAAGAUUCCACAUAAACAAAAAGUUGUAAAAGUUAGAAUCUGGAUAAAUUAAAUUAAACAAAUAAAUAGAAGACUUUUGUGUGAUAGUUAAAUAAUAGUCGUGAGGAAUAAAGAAUUUAUCACACAUUCAGCCACAUGCGCACACACACAUGUUCACAUGAAGCUGGUUAUCUCAAAAGGAGAGCUCAGCUUCAGAAGUCAAUAUUAUUUAUCAUGUAUUCUAAAUCUAUAUAAUACUCUAUGAUACUUGUAAUAAAGUGUUUUGAGUUGUGCUUA
Messenger RNA from Thrips palmi, 2509 nucleotides. Its product is annotated as dachshund homolog 1. The transcript has 4 exons. The record is from RefSeq and is a predicted model, not a curated record. Lineage: Eukaryota; Metazoa; Arthropoda; Insecta; Thysanoptera; Thripidae. Bases 412 to 1074 code for a protein of 220 amino acids.